AAACAUGAAGAGCCCAAUGACCUACAGUUUUAUUUUCAAAGCUCUGAACUCAUUCGGAUCGCGUCAAUCACCAAUAUAGCUCUUCCCCUCCAGGCUUUCGCUGCAAGCCGUAAGAGGAGAAAAAAAAAAGGACCGCCCCAGUAGCUCGUCGCACCUCUCCCCUCUUCGCUUUCAUCUAGCUCCCUACAGUCCUGAUCACAAAACCUGCAAACAAAUUUUACUUAACCGCUGCGUCUUCGUCUCGAGACCGGGAUCUCUACGUCGUUCUCACUUCGUCUUGCUGAUGGGUUGCGCUUCCUCCAUUCCAGAUAAGAAUGCUGGACGCUCAGACAAUUUGAAUUUAGAGCAUUCUGGCAUUAAUGACCCAAAAAACAUUCGAGUCAAGUUGGUAUUACUGGGAGAUUCUGGUGUUGGUAAAAGCUGCAUUGUUCUACGCUUUGUUCGAGGACAAUUUGACCCUACAUCCAAGGUGACUGUUGGUGCAUCAUUCUUAUCGCAAACCAUUGCAUUACAAGAUUCCACAACAGUUAAAUUUGAAAUAUGGGACACCGCUGGGCAGGAGAGGUAUGCUGCAUUGGCUCCGCUUUACUAUCGAGGUGCAGCAGUUGCAGUUGUUGUGUAUGACAUAACAAGUCCUGAUUCAUUUCUUAAAGCGCAAUACUGGGUUAAGGUACUAAAGACCAUUCAUUUGGUGCUCAGAAUCCAAUCUGAAUUCCUGUUUUUCGGAUUAUGCUGUUCUGGGCAUUGUUACCUUGCG
Messenger RNA from Phalaenopsis equestris, 757 nucleotides. Its product is annotated as ras-related protein RABF1. The annotation marks the transcript as partial. Lineage: Eukaryota; Viridiplantae; Streptophyta; Magnoliopsida; Asparagales; Orchidaceae. The transcript is spliced from 5 exons. Gene Ontology annotation, molecular function: GTPase activity; GTP binding. The record is from RefSeq and is a predicted model, not a curated record.